This is a messenger RNA of Closterium sp. NIES-65, 5403 nucleotides long. The record is from the annotation of a GenBank genome assembly. Lineage: Eukaryota; Viridiplantae; Streptophyta; Zygnematophyceae; Desmidiales; Closteriaceae.
AUGCCUGAUGAGUUCCUCGCCACGAACCCACCCCCGCUCUGGAUCACUCUCUACCACCUAGUCACGCGCCUCCCUGACUCGCUGCGCUCAGUCAGGGACCACUUCCUCGCUCGCUGCCCCACCGAGCUCACCAUUGCCCUCCUCGAGAAGGAACUCCUUGCAGCCGAGACUAGCAUAGUCGCUGUAGGUGCCUCUCGCGGUGACCCCCGCACCCCGUUCUUUGAGGGGUGUUCUCCCUCCCCCCUUCUUCCCUCUGUCGCCUCUGCUGCUGUCGACCUCCUUGGUGCUGAGAAGGUCGGGACUGCGUCUGCUUCGGGCGGACGCCGCAGCGGCAAGGGCAAAGGGGGCAAGGGCGGUGGUGGUGACAGCGGGGGUGGCGGUGGUGGGGGAGGUGGUGGCGGGGGGAGUGGCGCGGGUGGGGGAGGUGGCAGCGGUGGUGGGGGUGGCGGCAGCGGCAGGGGAGGUGGCCGGGGCGGAGGAGGUAGUAGGGGUGGCGGUGGACGAGGCGACGGCAGGGGUUGGGGUGGUCGAGGAGGUGGUGGCGGGAGUGGUGGGCGUGGCGGCACUGGCGGUGGCCAGGGACAGCAGCACACUCCCUCGCCCCAGGAGGCCACUGAGCUGCCCCGCUGGCUUGAUCUCCUGAAGAAGGGGAUUGAUAUCUAUGCUCUAGAUUUUGAUGCUAUUCUCUCUGCCAUGUAUGUGAUGUCUACUAGUGGAGAGGGUUCUGAGUACCUGAGUGUCCCGCCCGACCCGGGCAUUAGGACGAGUGCGUCUGCUGCUCCAGGUACCCACGUGUCUGCUACCCCAGGUGCUGGUGAGGCUGCUGCUCUAGGUGCGUGCGUGUCUGCCCCCCCUGGUACUGUGUCGACUGCACCACUGCACACCUUCACGCUGGAUUCAGGUGCCUCUCGCUGUUUCUUUUGUGACCGCACUGCCCUUGAGCCCCUUGCUCGGCCAGUUGCUGUCUCCCUUGCUGACCCCUCUGGGGGUCCGGUCAUUGCGACCUCCUCCACUGUCCUUCCCUGUCCUGCGGUCCCGUCGUACACACUGUCUGGUCUCCACCUCCCCUCGUUCUCCACGAACUUGGUGGCAGGUUCUGCUUUCCAGGACGGGGGUGUUCACCAGUUCACCCCUGCCUACGAGCGUGUGACACACUGCACGUGUGCUCGUACGGGCCGCCACUUGGCUACCUUCACCCGGCAGCCGGGGUCGGACCUGUACACACUGACUACUGCCUCCCCUCAGGUCGCUGCGUCUGCGUCUGCGUUUGCGUCCGCGUCAGGUCAGCUGUCUGCCCCCUGCUCGUGUCGCUCUCUAGCGCACGAGACUGUCCUCUGGCACCACCGACUUGGCCACCCGUCUGUGCAGCGCCUUCGUGCCAUGCACUCCCGGUACCUUGUCUCUUGUCUUCCGAGGGUUCUCCCUCCUCUCCCACCCUCGCCUCCUCCUCCCUGCCUUCCCUGUGUCGAGGGGCGGCAGCGCGCCGCUCCUCACUCCUCCUCGUUUCCCCCGACGACUGCUCCUUUGCAGACGCUCCACAUGGACGUGUGGGGCUUAGCCCGCGUCCGUGGUCAGGGUCAGGAGAGGUACUUCCUGAUCGUUGUUGACGACUACUCGCGCUACACCACGGUCUUCCCCUUGCGCACCAAGGGUGAGGUCCCUGAUGUUUUGAUCCCUUGGAUCCGCAGAGCUCGUCUCCAGCUCAGCGAGCGUUUCGGCUCGGACUUUCUUGUCCUGCGCUUGCACUCUGACAGAGGUGGUGAGUUCUCCUCCGACCUCUUGGCAGCCUACUGUGCUGAGCACGGCAUUGAGCAGUCGUUCACGCUUCCGGCCUCUCCACAGCAGAAUGGGGUUGCGGAGCGCCGCAUUGGCCUGGUCAUGGAGGUCGCUCGUACCUCCUUGAUCCAUGCGGCUGCCCCCCACUUUCUGUGGCCGUUUGCGGUCCGGUACGCUGCGCAUCAGCUCAACCUCUGGCCCCGUGUCUCCUUGCCGGAGACCUCGCCCACACUGCUGUGGACGGGGGAGGUUGGCCAUGCGUCGCGUUUCCGGGUCUGGGGAUCUCGAGCUUUUGUCCGCGAUUCGUCUGCGGACAAGCUCUCCUCUUGUGCUGUUCCCUGCGUCUUCCUCAGCUUUGUUCCGGACGCGCCUGGUUUGCAGUUUUACCACGCCACCUCGCGCCGGGUCUUGCCCUCUCAGAACGUCACUUUUGACGAGUCUGUCCCCUACUACCGCCUCUUCCCCUACCGCACUGCCCCGCUCCCACCCCCGCCUCUCUUCCUCGCGCCAGGUGCUGCUGUCGUAGACCCCCUCCCCCCUCAGGGUGCCGCUCCCUCAGGUGUGUCUCAGGUAGACCCGGUCGAGCCUGUUGAGGUUGCUGUCGACUCUCGUCCUACUGGGGGUGCUGAGCCUGGGGGUGCGGACUCUGGGGGUGCUGAGCCUGGGGGUGCGGACUCUGAGGGUGCUGAGUCUGGGGGUGCGGACGCUGGGGGUGCUGAGCCUGGGGGUGCGGACACUGGGGGUGCUGGGCCUGGGGGUGCGGACUCUGGGGGUGCUGAGCCUGGGGGGGGUCCUACGCCUGGACGAGACCUCUCCUCGGAGCAGUUGCGUGAGUGGUACUUACAGUACUGCAGCCUCCGGAGAGGUACCUCUGGGACCAGGCGCGCUUCGGAGACUGGUGCUGGCACUUCUCCUUCUAGUCGGGAGCUCCCCUCUCGUGAGCGGAUCCGUGAGUGGUACGAGCGCCGUUGCACACUUCGUAGUGGCGUGCCUCGUCUCACGGACCCUGCUGCUGCUGGUGGUGCGGACCCAGGCGUUGGAGCUGCUGCUGGUGCUGCGGACCCGGGCGUUGGAGCUGCUGCUGGUGCUAAGGACCCGGGCGUUGGAGCUGCUACUGGUAUUACGGACCCGGGCGUUGGAGCUGCUGCUGGUGCUGAGGACCCGGGCGUUGGAGCUGCUGCUGGUGCUGAGGACCCGGGCGGUGGAGCUGCUGCUGGUACUGCGGACCAGGGCGUUGGAGCUGCUGCUGGUGCUGAGGACCCGGGCGUUGGAGCUCUGACUGGUGCUGGGGACCCUGGUGUUAGAGUCCUUGCUGGUGCUGCGGACUCGGGAGUUGGUACUGCCGCUGGGGGCACUCGUGCUGUCCCUGCUGUGUCUGGAGUCGCCGCGCGCCCUCAGCCGUACUUCGUUCCGCUCCUUCAGCAGGUUCUUGGUCUCUCGCCUCCUCCUGGUCCUCCCCCUCCUUUAGUGUGUCCGCAGCCUGUUCAGUCACUGCCUGCUCCUUCUCCUUACUCUGGUCCUAAUGCCGGUCUUACUGAGCGUCGUGAGCCUGUGUCUCGCCCUGCGUCGCCUGUCCGUCCUGCUAGCACUAGUGCUCGUAGUUCGCGUCCACGUCCUCCUCCUGCCCCUGGCACGCACCGGAUGUCUCUGCGUCCUUCCACUGCUCCUCUGCGUGCCCCUUUGCCUUCUCCUCCUGCUUCCUCUCUUCCUGCUCUUGCCGACCCGGAGUCGGACUCUCUUCGUGCUGCCCGUCCUACUGUCACGCGUCUCCUUGCUACUGCCGUCACUGACCCUUCCUUCGAGUCUUCUGCUGCGUCUGCCCUAGUUGCUGAGCUCGUCGACUUUGCUGCUCGCUGUCGUCUAGACUACGCUGCUAGUCUUGUUGCUGAGUCUGAGUCUGUCUGUCCUCCGUCCGUCGGGGGUGCGUGUGCCCUUGGCACGGACGUCCUUGAGGACAGGCAGGAGGAGUUUCAGUGCUUGGCUGCCGCCUCACCUCAUCUCGCGUCUGUACUGCUAGCCCCUGAGGGAGACCCGGAUGCACUAGACAUCCCGACCCCGCGCUCUUACGCGGAGGCGAUAGAGGGUCCCUACUCCUCUCAGUGGCAGGCAGCUAUGGAUGCAGAGAUGGCUUCCUGGAAGUCCACAGGCACCUACGUUGACGCUGUCCCCCCUCCUGGGGCGAACAUCGUCAGUGGCAUGUGGAUCUUCAGGGUGAAGCGGCCGCCGGGUUCUCCGCCUGUCUUCAAGGCGCGUUACGUGGCUCGUGGCUUCAGUCAGCGGCAGGGAGUUGACUACUUUCAGACCUUCUCCCCCACCCCGAAGAUGACCACUCUUCGGGUACUCCUGCACGUUGCUGCUCACAGGGACUAUGAGCUUGACUCUCUCGACUUCAGCACUGCUUUCUUGCAGGGCAGCCUGCACGAGGAGAUCUGGCUGCGUCGCCCACCUGGCUUCACUGGGUCUUUCCCUCCUGGUACCCAGUGGAGUCUCCGGCGUCCAGUCUACGAUCUCCGCCAGGCGCCACGUGAGUGGCAUGACACACUGAGGACUACGCUGGCGGCACUUGGGUUUGCUCCUUCUACUGCCGACCCGUCGCUAUUUCUGCGCACCGACACUUCUCUGCCGCCGUUCUACAUCCUCGUGUACGUCGACGACUUGGUCUUUGCCACUGCUGACACUGCUGGACUCGCCUACGUGAAGUCCGAGCUGCAGAAGAGACACACGUGCACUGACCUGGGUGAACUGCGCAGCUACCUUGGCUUGCAGAUCACCCGGGACAGAGCACGCCGCACCAUUACCCUGACUCAGUCACACAUGGUGCAGCAGGUCCUUCGGCGCUUCGGCUUCACGUACUCCUCGCCUCAGGCCACUCCUCUGUCUACUCACCACUCGCUCUCAGCUCUGCCUUCGGAUGAGUCCGUAGAGUCGAGUGGCCCGUACCCAGAGCUUGUUGGCUGCCUCAUGUACCUGAUGACCUGCACGCGACCUGACCUUGCAUACCCUCUUAGCAUUCUUGCGCGCUAUGUUGCUCCUGGGAGACACCGACCAGAGCACAUGGCUGCAGCGAAGAGGGUGUUGCGCUACUUGUGCAGUACGUCGGGCAUGGGACUAGUGCUUGGAGGGCGGAGUCCACUGGUCCUCACUGGUCACGCGGACGCUUCUUGGGCUGACGACCAGGCUACGCAGCGGUCGUCACAGGGUUACACCUUCAGCCUUGGUUCAGUCUCUGUUUCGUGGCGGGCUACUCGCUCGUCUUCUGUUCUCGGCUCCAGUUGUGAGGCUGAGAUCUACGCUGGGGCCAUGGCUACUCAGGAGCUUCGCUGGCUCACCUACCUGCUGACCGACCUUGGAGAGCCGCCUCGUUCUCCUCCAGUCUUGUACGUUGACAACAAGGCCAUGCUGGCCUUGUGUCGAGAGCAGAGACUGGAGCACAAAACAAAGCACAUUGCUCUCCGCUACUUCCUUGCUCGUGAGCUACAGCAGCGUGGGCAGUUGCGACUUGCGUACGUGGCCUCUGAGGCCAACACUGCUGAUGUUUUCACCAAGGCACUUGCGCCUUGUGAUCAUCAGCGCUGCUGUACCCAGCUGGGUCUUGUGUCUGUCUUGCCUCACUUGCUCUCCUCUUGA